AUGGAAGCAGGGAACCUUACUAGUGUGACUGAGUUUGUCCUCUUGGGACUCUCACAGGCUCAGGAGCUGCAGGGUUUUCUAUUCCUUGUGUUCCUGAUUGUCUACAUAACAACUGUUAUGGGAAACCUCCUCAUUAUAACUAUAGUAACCUCUGAUAUUCGGCUCCACACUCCCAUGUAUUUCCUUCUUCAUAACCUGGCUGUUACAGAUCUCUGCUACUCCUCAGUCACUGCCCCCAAGAUGCUGGUUGACUUCCUGUCUGAGGCCAAAACCAUCUCCUACAAGGGCUGCAUGAUCCAGAUCUUCUUCUUCCAUCUCUUGGGUGGUGGUACAGUCUUCUUCCUUUCAGUGAUGGCAUUUGACCGCUAUAUUGCCAUCUCCCGGCCCCUCCAUUAUUUCACCAUCAUGAACUCUCAGAUGUGUUUUGGGCUAGUGGCGGCUGCCUGGGCAGGAGGCUUUGUCCACUCCAUUGUCCAGCUUGUUCUCCUGCUGCCCUUGCCUUUCUGUGGCCCCAACAUCCUGGAUAACUUUUAUUGUGAUGUCCCCCAAGUUUUGAGACUUGCCUGUACAGAUACCUCUUUAUUGGAGCUCCUCAUGAUUACCAACAGUGGGAUGUUAGUUCUUAUUUGGUUCCUCAUCCUUCUGGCUUCCUACACAGUCAUCUUGGUGAUGCUGAGAUUUCACUCAAGGGAGGCAAGGCGCAAAGCCUCUUCCACUUGUACCACCCACAUCAUUGUGGUAUCCUUGAUAUUUGUGCCAUGCAUCUACAUCUAUGCCCGUCCCUUCACCUCCUUCCCUAUGGACAAGGCUGUCUCCAUCAGCUACACAGUCAUCACUCCCAUGCUUAACCCCAUGAUUUAUACCCUUAGGAAUCAGGAGAUGAGAUCUGCCAUUAAGAGAUUGUGGAGAAGGCAAGAGAUCCUGAAGGCCUGUCAAAGGGCAGAGGUUUCCUAG
Messenger RNA from Vombatus ursinus (common wombat), 954 nucleotides. RefSeq names its product olfactory receptor 4D1-like. The transcript is spliced from 2 exons. Gene Ontology annotation, cellular component: membrane. Gene Ontology annotation, biological process: G protein-coupled receptor signaling pathway. The record is from RefSeq and is a predicted model, not a curated record. Lineage: Eukaryota; Metazoa; Chordata; Mammalia; Diprotodontia; Vombatidae. Gene Ontology annotation, molecular function: G protein-coupled receptor activity; olfactory receptor activity. The coding region runs from base 1 to 954 and encodes 317 amino acids.